This is a messenger RNA of Iphiclides podalirius (scarce swallowtail), 312 nucleotides long. NCBI's taxonomy places the organism in Eukaryota, Metazoa, Arthropoda, Insecta, Lepidoptera, Papilionidae. The record is from the annotation of a GenBank genome assembly.
AUGUUCAUGAAAUACGCCAUUUUGAGCUUGGCCGUUGCAGCCAUAGUCACAGCAGAUGCUUCAGAUAAGCCACAAGUUGAAAUACUUACAGAAAAAAAUCUCGUCAGCGAAACAGGAUAUGAUUUCGAAUUUAAAACAAGUGAUGGUGUCUCGCGUAAAGAAGAGGGCCAGCUUAUAACGGUGGGAGACCAACAAGGCAUCGCAGUGAAAGGGUCUUAUUCCUACGAUGCUCCUGACGGCGAACACUACAUAGUCACUUUCACCGCUGAUGACAAAGGUUUCAAGCCAAUCAUUCACACAACUAAUGGGCAA